This is a messenger RNA of Cordyceps militaris CM01, 1470 nucleotides long. RefSeq names its product DRAP deaminase. Gene Ontology annotation, biological process: pseudouridine synthesis. The record is from RefSeq and is a predicted model, not a curated record. NCBI's taxonomy places the organism in Eukaryota, Fungi, Ascomycota, Sordariomycetes, Hypocreales, Cordycipitaceae. Bases 1 to 1470 code for a protein of 489 amino acids. The transcript has a single exon. Gene Ontology annotation, molecular function: pseudouridine synthase activity; RNA binding.
AUGACGGCCCCGGCUGCGGCCGAGAUUUCCGAGGCCGCCGUUGGCGCGGCCUCCGUUGAAGCGCUCAAAAGACUAUCGCUCGCUCAAAAGGAAGCAAGGAAGGAGGCGAAGAUCAAGCAUCAGCAGGAAAAGCACGCGGCCGAGAUGGACGCCCCUCCUGGACCGCUCAUCACGCCGGCCGGCGACCUCUGGCCCCGACCAUAUUACUUCGAGGAUGACCUGCGUCGCGUGCAGCCAUACCACUUUACAUACAAUACCUGGUGCAAGGAGAGGUGGCGCGGACGCACGCUGAUUGAUAUUUUUGCCUGCGAAUUUCGCGACCGGCCGCUGGAGUACUACCGCGCCGCGAUGGAGCUGGGCGACAUCUUUGUCAACCAGCGCAGAGUCGGCCCCGAAUACAUUGUGCGCAAUGGGGACAAGAUCUCGCACACGCUGCACCGCCACGAACCGCCCGUCACGGCAGAGCCCGUGGGCAUCAUCCACGAAGACGAAGACAUGAUUGUCAUCAACAAGCCGUCGGGUGUGCCUGUUCAUCCGGCGGGCCGCUACAACUUUAACUCGGUCAUUGAGAUUAUGAAGUCGGAUCGCGGCAAGGACUUUAUGCCGUACCCGUGUAAUCGGCUGGACCGGCUGACGAGCGGCAUCAUGUUUAUCGGAAAGAGCCCCAAGGCCGCCGAGGAACUAGGGGAUAAAAUCAGAGAGCGCACGGUGCGGAAAGAAUAUCUGGCGCGAGUGAUGGGCGAGUUUCCCGACGGCGAAGUCGUCUGCGAUAUGCCUAUUCUACAGAUUUCCCCUAAACUAGGCCUGAACCGUGUCAGAGCAAACGGCAAGUCGGCCAGGACAGUGUUUAAGAGGCUGGCGUACUACCCUCCACGUACGGCAGUAACACAAUCCCCGGACGAUACGAUUAUGCGGAAACGUACAGGCUACUCCAUUGUGCGCUGUCUGCCGGUAACAGGCCGAACGCAUCAGAUCCGUGUGCACCUGCAGCAUCUCGGAUACCCCAUCCAAAACGACCCCAUUUACGCAAACCAGCGUGUAUGGGGAAUCAAUCUGGGCCACGACGACCCUGACGCUACGCGAAACACGGAUGAGGACAUCAUCAGCCGGCUGUCGCGCAUGGGCAAGGAGGAGGUCGCGCAGGCCGUGGUGUACUAUGACGAGAUGGUGGACGAGUACGAGAAGAAACGGGCCGAGAAGAUGACGGGGCAGCUCUGCGACGUGUGCGCGACGCCAUUGUACUCGGAUCCUGGAAGCCAUGAGCUGUCCCUGUGGCUGCACAGCCUGCGAUACGAAGACGCUGACGGCGCGUGGUCGUACAAGAGUCCGCUGCCGAAAUGGGCCAUGCCACCUGCAGGCAUGAGUGGACCAACGACAGUGGGUGGACUGGAGGAACUGCUGCACGCUGUGCCCAAGACAGAGCCGCAGGAGGGAGCGGCUGCUACCCCGGAGAAAAACGAUGAGCAGUAA